AUGCUUUUUAAGCAAGUAACUCAGUCUAAUAGAAUCGUUAAGCGCGGCCGAGGCCGUCUAAGAAAUCCCUUUUUUGCUUUAGCUAUUGCUGCUGUUGCAGCUGCGGCGGCUGCGGCGGCUAUAUUACGCACUCUUACUUUCGAAGAUUCGCCUUUUCUUUUAGACUUUUUUAUUAAGCGCUUACUUAUGUUAACGACCGUUAAGGCUUUAAGGUGCAUCAAGUGCAUUAAUACGUUAUACGCUGUCUCUAGUAUGCUAAAGGUAGCUAUAGCAAUUGUACCGCUGCUUCUACCGCUAUUAACACCGCUUUCGAUAACUUCUCUUCGAGAUGCUGUGCGACAACAGCUCGCUUUAAAUGCUGCUUUUUCAAGAGGUGCUGUUAAUAGUGCGAGCGGUCUAGCGAGUAAAAGUAGAGGUUUUAAAAAUAGUCUUGAUAGCUUUGCAAGUUUUGCUUUUGCUUUUAAGACCUUUAAUUUGAAUAUAGCUUUUAUUAGAUUGAAUAGUCUUAUGGUAGCGAACCGUAGUCCGGUGACUCGGAGCGCUUCGAGUAUAUUACCUUUUCCCUUUGCGCUUGCGCUAGCCGCUUUUGUUGCUCUCGUCGCUCUCGCAGCUCUCGUCGUACUUAUUAUCGUCGCUUUUUUUGCGCUAAUUAUUGCGCUUGCCGCUUUCGCGGCGGCGCUCGCCGUUGUUAUAACGCUUGCGGAGCGCCGAGCUAAGGUAAAGAGAUUGCUAAGAGCUUUAGUUGAUCUUUUGUUGUAA
Molecule: messenger RNA, 759 nt
Organism: Drepanopeziza brunnea f. sp. 'multigermtubi' MB_m1
Lineage: Eukaryota; Fungi; Ascomycota; Leotiomycetes; Helotiales; Drepanopezizaceae
Source: RefSeq, a predicted model, not a curated record